AUGGCAGACCAGCGCGCAACUCCCGAUCGCGUCGCCUCCUACGGCCGCGGCGGUGCAGGCAACAUUGGCAAAGAAGACCCUGCCGCACACAUCACCACCAAAGACCUCGUCACGCCGACCCUCAAGUCUGACCAUUACACCACCGGCCGCGGCGGCUCCGGCAACAUGGCCAAGAACGACCCAAACCACCCGGAGCUCGCGCGCGCCGCCCAAGACGUCGAGGCGCCGACGCAUCGUGAACCCGAGGGACCUCAUCAUUAUGGGCGCGGGGGUGCGGCGAACAUUGCGAUAACCGAGGACGAGAAGAAGGCAAGAGCGAGUGGUGAGGUGAAGAGGGCGGCUGCUGAGGCCAAGGAGAAGAAGUCCGGCGAGCAGAAGCCUGCCGAGAGGAAGAGUCAGGAUGUGAAGCGGGAGGACGGCAAGGCGGACAAGGGCAUUGUAGACAAAGGCAAAGAGUUCCUGCACAAGCUAGGUGGCAAGAAGUAG
Didymosphaeria variabile is the source of this 486-nucleotide messenger RNA. RefSeq lists its product as uncharacterized. The record is from RefSeq and is a predicted model, not a curated record. Bases 1 to 486 code for a protein of 161 amino acids. NCBI's taxonomy places the organism in Eukaryota, Fungi, Ascomycota, Dothideomycetes, Pleosporales, Didymosphaeriaceae. The transcript is spliced from 2 exons.